AUGUUGCACGUCAUCAGGGCUGCUGUGAAGUUGGCUUACAUCAUCGACGAGGUGGUUGAUUGGGACAGUAGGCGGACCGGCACCUCGUGCAACAAGGUGCGUCGCGCGGCCAAUAGUCAUGCAAAGCAGAGCGGUCCUUACGCCAGCUUUGGCAGACGGGCGAACCAUGAUGCGACGACCGACUUUCCGAUUUAGUUGCGCCUUGUUGAAUACUGAUGGUGUUGUGUCUACGAUUCCCUCGAGUAAGGGCUUUUCAGGAUAUGCUGUUGGGCCCUCACGCAUCGAUACUCCCCUGAUCUAG
Messenger RNA from Ceraceosorus bombacis, 301 nucleotides. NCBI's taxonomy places the organism in Eukaryota, Fungi, Basidiomycota, Exobasidiomycetes, Ceraceosorales, Ceraceosoraceae. The record is from the annotation of a GenBank genome assembly.